Messenger RNA from Anolis sagrei ordinatus, 577 nucleotides. It is a transcript of the gene UQCRH, whose product is annotated as ubiquinol-cytochrome c reductase hinge protein. Gene Ontology annotation, biological process: mitochondrial electron transport, ubiquinol to cytochrome c. NCBI's taxonomy places the organism in Eukaryota, Metazoa, Chordata, Lepidosauria, Squamata, Anolidae. The record is from RefSeq and is a predicted model, not a curated record.
AGCGUCCCUCGGAUAGGGCGGGAUAUCCGUUGGAGCGUGCGUGGGAUGACCCUUGGGCGUCCUUCUGAGGCUUCAAUUCAAGAUGGGGAGGCAGGAUGAGGCCGCGCUGGAGGGACUGAACGGAGACCCGGAGGAGGAGGAGGAGGAAGAAGAGCUUGUGGAUCCCUUAACUGCUAUCAGGGAACACUGUGAACAGACAGAAAAAUGUGUGAAAGCCAGGGAACGUCUGGAAGAGUGUGAUGCUCGAGUGUCCUCUAGGUCCCGUACAGAAGAAAAGUGUACGGAGGAGCUCUUUGACUUCUUACAUGCCAGAGAUCAUUGUGUGGCUCAUAAGCUCUUCCCAAAACUGAAGUAACAAUUCACAAGUCUGUCUGCUUCUGCUUCAUACCUGAAUCCCUGAGCAAUGUUCCGUUUGAAUAGAUGUGCUGCUCUAUAUCUGUGUCUAGAGAAAAAUGGAACUUGGUCUCUGGCAGUCUCUGGCCAUCAGGAUACCAUCUGCACUCUGUGGGAGAUUAACAGCUGUUAAAAAAACUUCUGUAGAUUUCCAUAUUAAACAUAUUUCCUGUGAAAUGUGAAA